This is a messenger RNA of Parasteatoda tepidariorum (common house spider), 914 nucleotides long. The record is from RefSeq and is a predicted model, not a curated record. Lineage: Eukaryota; Metazoa; Arthropoda; Arachnida; Araneae; Theridiidae.
GUUCUAAAAAUUUUUACCUAUCUGCUUUUAAAUUCGUGUUUUUUUAGCCUUAAAAACUUUGUUUGAAUGUUCUGAUUUAAUUUGAUCAUAUUUUUGCUUCAAUAAAAUAUACCAAAAUGAUCAUUGGGGCUAAACUUACCAGAUAUUUACUGAUCGCAAUCAACGUUAUAUUUGUGAUUUGUGGAAUUGCAAUGAUCACAGUUGGAGCUCUUGGCACUAAACAGGAUAUGACGCACUUCUUAGGUAGCAAAUAUAUAACAGCGCCUAUCAUUUGUAUAGUUGCAGGAUGUAUAAUGUUUCUGGUAUCAUUCUUUGGAUUCUACGGUGCUCUCAAAUAUAAUCAUGUAAUGAUCAUGGUGUUUGCAUUGCUGGUAUUUAUUAUAAUGAUUUUGGAGAUUGGUGGUGGAAUCGGUGCAUACUUAUACAGAGAAAAGACUGAAGCUUUUCUUAAAAAGAACAUGGAGGAAAGUCUAAAACAACAUCAAAAUGAUACAUUAAAAUUUUGGAAUGCAAUGCAAUCACGAUUAGAAUGUUGUGGUGUUAAUGGUCCAUCAGAUUAUGAAACACAUAAUUAUCCAAUUCCAGGUAGUUGCUGUAAAGGCAGUGCUGGAAAUGCUACGUGCGAGAAAGCAGAUGCUUUUCAGACCGGCUGUUAUCCUCAACUGCGUGAAACAGUCAAUGAACAUGUAAUCGCCAUUUUUGCUGUUGCUAUUGUGUUUGCAGUAGUUGAGCUUGUAAUAUUCUUGUCUUCUUUGUUCUUAGCUCAUGCAAUCAAGAAAGAAAGUGAAAGAAGUACUCAGUAAAGUUACAUAUUCAUAUGUUCUAGGUACAACAUGUUCUUAAAUCUGUCCGAUAGGGACCAUUUUUCAUCCUUUUACUCAUUAAUAUAUUUACUUCCUUAUUUGUUUUUCAAA